AUGGCUCGUCUGGUGGCCCUCCAUCUGACCGUCGCCAUACUCUUAUGCGGACCCUGCGCAUCCGCUCUGACUUCCUUUGAAACCAACUUGCUAGAAACCGAAGACUGCUUCCGCUUUGAGAUGCACGAUGAAGGCUACAAGCUCGUCUCUGGCACCAACCGGGAAAAUGCCCUGCAAAUCAAUCCCUGCCCCCUCGCUGGCCGCUGCAACGCCAUUCAAUUUGGCGAAUGCGAGUCGGGAAGCACUCGCAUCUGCCUGAACUUUGAGCCCUGUCAAAGUAAUAACAACGGCUGCGUCCGCCUCAUUCGCAAGGACGCCCAAACUGAAAUCGGCAGCUGGAAAAAGCUGGGCAAGUUCUACUUUCGUUGCGAAGAUGGUCGUACCCUGGAUGACCUGGUUGAUACAGAGGAGGGUGCCACCAUCCUCUCCACCCUAAAGCGUGACCUUUUGGAUCACUGCGACCUUGACUUCCCCGAAUGCGAACUGGGCAUUGAGCAAGCGCUCCUGCGCACCCGCAAGAAAGAUGCUCGUGUCAAGUACCCUCUUGAAGACAAGGAUCAUCACCGGGCCAUCAAGAAAUGCCUGAAGCAACAGCCAUUAACCAUUGGCCAAUGCGUUUUAAGCUUUAAAAAACCCAACGAGCUCAGUUCCUCUACGACUACCACCACUACUACCACGACUACCACCACUGAAUCAACUACCACCACCACUACCACCACCACUACCACCACUGAAUCAACUACCACCACUACUACCACUGAAUCAACCACUACCACCACUGAAUCAACCACUACCACCACUGAAUCAACCACUACCACCACAACCACCACAACCACCACUGAAUCAACCACUACUGAACCAACUACCACGACUACCACCACCACAACCGAGCCAACCACCACUACUACCACUACCACGGAACAGGAGGAAGAUGACGACAACAAUCAGGCAAGGGGUCCCUACUGGAGUGAACUUCCAGGGCUGCCUGAUGACCUCUCCGAAGUGACGUCAACCGUCUACGAUGACGUCUUGUAUGUUAUCGGUGAGACCAGCGGUGCCACGCUGGCUCUGGAUCUCAACUCGCAGCAAUGGAGCUUUAAGGCUCAACGACCUCACGCCGGUCACCAUGGCGUCGGUGUGGUCUAUCAAAACAAGUGGUGGGUCUUUGGUGGCUUCGGGUCAGACGGCAAGGUUCAAGUCUACGAUUUCGCUCAAGAUUCUUGGGAGCUCAAAACGGAGUGCCCUGCCAAGGUGGGCAGCACCAACGUGGCCCUCUUUGGCAAUACUCUGUACCAGUGCGGUGGCAUUGAGAAUGGUGACACGAUUUCCGAGUGCUACACGUACGACAUGGACGGCGAUUCGUGGUCCCAGAUUGGAGACAUGCCCAUGGGCAUGAACCAUGCCGCCUUUGCCGGCGAUGCCGAUGGCAACUUUUGGAUCUUUGGUGGCCGCCAGGGAGGCAACGUGGUGGGCAACGGUUUUGAGAUGGUACAAAAAUAUUCCACGACUACCAACACUUGGGAGACGAGCAGUACUUCCAGCUUGGCUCCGAUGCCCCAUCAGAUUGGAGGCACAGGGCCUGCAGUCUACUACCAGGGCAAGCUGCUUGUGAUGGGCGGUGAGACACUGAACAAUCCGGAUGGUGAGGCUGCUGACGGCAAUGUCUUUCCCCACGUGCUUCUCUAUGACAUUGCGAGCAACUCGUGGCUGGAGGAUGCUAUUCCACCCUUGCCCACACCUCGCCAUGGCAUCUAUGCCGAGGAGUACAACGGCCGCGUUUAUGUCGCUGGUGGUGGUGUCAACGCCGGCUAUUCUCAAUCAACGGCUGUUGAGGUCUUGGAUUUGGACCGCUGGCUAAGCGAUAAUGGCAUUGACGGACUGCGGAAGCAUGUUUUGGCACACGUGUUCAAGGCAAACAUCACGGAUGGCUCGCCAAAGGGGCUCAAUCUCCAGCAAAAUGAGGCGGCUGGCCUCUUGACCCUGCAGGAGGCGGCGGAGGCCAACGUGCACGGCGACGAAGAUACGGUGAAGGUGGGCGUCGGGCCCAAUGGCGGGACCCAACGGGCCGAAGCGGGUGUGGAGAGGGCCCGGUGGGGCGUUGGCGUUGUGCGUGAGAAGGUAGCACUGAAGGCGAGGCGCCGCAAUAUGGGGCAGGACGUCAAGCCAAACGGCGUGAAGGCGCCGAAGGUUCGGCAAGGAGGGAAGGUCAGGAGCGGCAUUGGCCAGGGUGGCCAGGCCCAUGCCUUGAAGUUGAAUGGAGGGGAUGUGGCGAAUGGCAGCCAGGACGGUGCUGACGUGAGUACGCGGAACGUCCUUUUCGAGUUGAAGUGCGAGGUGGCUCAAACGCUCCGCGGCGAUCAGGCGCUGCGCCACGAGCGGUGCGUGGGUGCCAUUCACGAGGACGGUGAGUUGCUCAAAAAAGGGCCAUAG
Monosiga brevicollis MX1 is the source of this 2430-nucleotide messenger RNA. RefSeq lists its product as uncharacterized. The transcript is spliced from 10 exons. NCBI's taxonomy places the organism in Eukaryota, Choanoflagellata, Craspedida, Salpingoecidae. Bases 1 to 2430 code for a protein of 809 amino acids. The record is from RefSeq and is a predicted model, not a curated record. Gene Ontology annotation, molecular function: protein binding.